GAGAAAGCAGGAGAAACUCCUCCCUCCGACGUGCUGCACUGGGACGGAUAGACCGCAGAGAGGAGGAGAGGAGGAGGAGUUUCACCUCAGCGCCGAAACCAGCUGGAAAUUCAGGUGUCUGCGGUCACUCAGUCAGUCAUGUCAGUCCUUCCGGGACCCUAACUCGCCGAAGAAAGAGCGAACACGGCGUCGACCCGCAAGAGCGCUGUGUUUGUAGCGCGCAUCUUCACCGGUGCGUUUUGGCGAGUCGCUUCCGCUUUUUCCGCUUGACGCCAAAAAUCCUAUUUUUGCUACUCCGUAAACUUUCACCGGGACGUUUGAAAGCAACGAGGGGGCACCGGUCGUCUGUCGUCCACGCGACCGAAUGCUACUCGUCCUAAGGCUGAUGUCCUCCAAGAGCAGCGUCUGAAACAUGGACGACCCUUUAAAGGUUGACUGAUUCCAGCUGACACCUUCGUAACUAUGCUGAGAGUCACUCGAGGCCUGAUGGCCGCAGUAGCCACCAACAAGCCGCCGAAUUCCCCAACGCAAUUCAGGGAAUGAUCAAACCAUCCUGCCCAGGACCCACGCAUAAAAAGACCUCUUACGUACAGGACGGCAGAUACCCCGAAUCCAAUGGCAUGGGUCAAGUUCUUCAGGAGACCAGGAGGCAAUCUUGCCAGGUCUUACCAGCCGGGAUCUAUGCUGUCCUUGGCCCCUACCAAGGGACUGCUAAAUGAGCCAGGACAGAACAGCUGCUUCCUCAACAGUGCAGUGCAGGUUCUUUGGCAUCUUGAUAUCUUCAGACGGAGUCUCCGUCAGCUCCCGAACCACUACUGCUUGGGCGACUCCUGCAUCUUUUGCGCUUUGAAGGGAAUAUUCUGUCAGUUCCAGCACAGCCGAGAGCGAGCGUUACCCUCAGAUAACCUGCGUAAUGCUCUGGCCGAAACCUUUAAGGAUGAGCAGCGCUUUCAGUUAGGCUUCAUGGAUGAUGCUGCUGAGUGCUUCGAGAACAUUUUAGAAAGGAUUCACCUGCACAUUGCUCCCGACGACGAGACGGACGCCUGCACGUCCAAGUCCUGCAUCACCCAUCAGAAGUUUGCCAUGGCACUUUAUGAACAGUCUGUGUGUAGAAGCUGUGGUGCUUCGUCCGACCCUCUACCCUUCACUGAACUCGUGCACUACGUGUCCACCACAGCCCUCUGCCAGCAAAUGUUGGAGAGGAGAGACGAAAGGUUCGGGGAGCUGCUUCAAGCCGCCAGCACAGUUGGAGAUCUGCGUAACUGUCCAAGUAACUGCGGCCAGAGAAUCAAGAUCCGCCGCGUACUGAUGAACUCUCCAGAAAUCGUGACCAUCGGCUUUGUGUGGGACUCGGAGCAGUCAGACCUCACCGAAGACGUGAUCCGAUCUCUCGGACCGCACCUCAAUCUCUCAGGGCUCUUUUACCGUGUGACAGACGAGCGGGCCAAGAAGAGCGAGCUUCUGUUGGUGGGAAUGAUCUGUUACUCCAGCAGACAUUACUGUGCCUUCGCCUACCACACCAAAUCAUCCAAAUGGGUUUUCUUUGAUGAUGCCAAUGUCAAGGAGGUGGGAUCAAGAUGGAAAGAUGUGGUCACUAAAUGCAUUAAAGGUCACUUCCAGCCCUUGCUGUUGUUUUACUCUAACCCCGACGGCAGCGCUGUCGUAACGGACGAGGCCCAGCAGACCAAGAGCAGUGCCACCCAAAAUAAGAGCUCAGUCAAUGGAGAAGCACCAGGAACUCCUGUGCUGGGUGGAAAGAAGCUGGAGUUGACGCGAGAGAACUUGACUGCUUUCUUCUCCAAUCAUGGUACUCUGAAGCAGAAGACUCAGCCUCCCUCUGUGUUCAGUCGUGGCAGUAACCAGACCAGCGGAGGCAGAGGACCAGUGAAGAUGAGCUUUGAACCGAUUCAGAGUCGAUUCAGAGAGAUUUUACGUGAGCUGCCGAGAGAAGGCCGUCCCAUCAACCUCAUGAAGAAGGACUCGGAUCGGUCGCAGACGAGAACAGAAACUCUCAGGCACCGGGACUCCUCAGACAAGCCUCAUUCCCGCUCGCUGUCUCCUCCAGAAAACGGCUUCAAGCUUCUGGAGUCUCGGCUCUACAGCAGCCAGGGCCGGGGUCCGACCAAAGCCGAGCGCUGGCCCGUCACUAGCACUCAGUACAGCCACGAGCCCCGCUCUCAGUCCCAGCCUCGCGUCCCGCUUCACCCCCCGCUCGAGGCCCGCUCCCGGAGGCUGGAUGUGGUCAACGGCUACGACACGGACAGCAGUCAGGACUCUCAGACGUACGCGAGCUCACGCGUCCGGCCCGGUCGAGCCUGGAGGCCGAUGAGAGAGGCUCUCAACGUCGACAGCGUCCUAAACAGCGACGGCAAUCAAAACUACUCGACCUCUCGCAGGCAGACUUUUAACCAGGAGGCCGAAGAGUCGGCGUGGGGCUGGAGAGAGGAGCGCAAGCCCAAGAGCUUGAUGACCAUUUACGAGGACGAGCAGCGGCAGGACCUAGGCAGCAGGAGCUCGCUGGAGUCGGAGGACAGGGUUAAAUCCGGCGCCAAUAACCUCACCAUUCGGACCGACAACUGGAAGAUCCAGCGCACGGAGUCAGGAUACGAGAGCAGCGACCGUCUCAGCAACAGCUCGGCAAACCUGGACUCUCCUGUGGUGGAGAACUACGGCAACAAAGAAAUGCAAUCCGUACCAGAACCGAACCUCUCCAGGGAGCCUAACUACCAAAGGAGGUAUGAGGAUACAAAGGCCGAGAUCUCCCCUUCAUCCAUUAUCUACAGUGACCACCAAAAGAAAGCUUUUGAUCAUUCCGUGAGUCCUGUUGUUCCCAGGAGGCAAGCUUUUCGAUACAACCCUGCUAAGGAUAGGAUGGAGAAGACUGAGGUGGAUCGAGUCCACGCAGUAAACGGGAACCCCAUCUCUCCUAUUUUCACCAAAACCAGCAGUUCGGAGUGGAACAGCUCUGAUGAUCUUGCCGGACCCUUCUCUGAGCAGGAGGAGUCCUCAUCACGAGCCGACGCUCCUGCGCUUCCCUCCCGGACUCUGUCUCACGCCUCGGCUCCGCCGGUGCCUCCCAAACCCGUCCUCCUGAGCUCGGAGAACCUGCGUCGAGAUCCCCGUCCGCCCAGCCCUCGGCAUCUGCCUCGAAACGGCUCGGCUCUGUCCCAAAGCGUCCUUCAGAAGUGGCUGGAAAACUCGGACACGAGCUCGAAGUCGGGCUCCUCCGACCAGGAGAGGAACGAUCUGUCGGAGGGCGAGGAGAAGCUCUCCAGACCUGCGUCCGGCUCUCCUGUCAUCCCCAGCACCUACUUCUCCGUGGACAGCUGCAUGACGGACACGUACCGCGCCAAGUACCAUAAAAAGAGACCUGCUCUGUACGUGACGGCAGACUCUCGAGCCGGGGAUCACACCUCGUCUGGUGAAAGUGAUUACGGGGAAAGACUGUCUCCGGCUCCUUCAGAAACACACAGCAGAGCCGCGGCGCUGCCAGUUCAUGUGUCCAGUAAUAAACCCACUGCUAAAUGGAACCCAGUGUCAGUGAAAGGACUGGAUGAGCACGGCUUCCUCUGACCUCGGCGGCCUCCUCCUGGAGGAUGUAGCACGCGCGCGGCAGCAUCGCUUCACGUUUGCACAUUUUUAAGCCAAACGAGAACAAGAUCACGUAACAUAAAAGAUAAAGUUCCAAAACACUCCUUAGGCUUAAGAAUAUUUGAUGUAACUUAAGACUAACAAAACUACGACAGAUCGUCUAAUGACAGGUUCUCUAAAAAUGCAGCCCGUUUAUGAUAAAGUGCUUCGGUUGGUCUGGAGGGAUGCGUUUCUUCUGAUUCUUCUCUGUUCUGAUUGUUUGUGGAGGGAGGAGCUGCUAAAAGAUUGGAUUGUAUUUUCAGAAGGUGAAGCUGCUAAAUGUGAAACCGUUUCUGUCUUUAGUAAGAACUGCUUUUGAAAAGCAAAACCGAGCUUAACGUUCGAUGGCCUUUUUGUUGGUUUAGGUGCUCGAUAUCUCUUUUUAUUAUUUAGUUCCUCCCCGAUAAUUCAAAAGGGCCGCUUUAUACGUUUUCACUCUUUUGUUCGUGUUAAGAUCGUUUUUUUUCGACCCAUGUGCACAGAAGUUAAAGAGAACACACUGGAGAUUAAAUUGCUUGGUCACUUCUAAGUGAAAAGUCAAAUUUGAGAUUAUUUGGGCACAUCUAAAUAUGUUUUUUUUCAUAUUUAGAACAAGACAAGUUGUACAUUUUGUCAUUAUUUGUAUGAUGUUUUGUAUAUUGCUAGGCAGAACACUGAAUAGUGCCUUAUUUUGUAUGUAAAGAUGGGAUAAAGGUGUUUUUAUUUGUAAAAUGUUAACUUUCUAAAUUCUUUUGUAAUAUUGUAGUUCAUUUUGGUUAAGAACUUUUAAUAAACUGAUUUAUUUAAGCAUAA
This is a messenger RNA of Puntigrus tetrazona (Sumatra barb), 4422 nucleotides long. Its product is annotated as inactive ubiquitin carboxyl-terminal hydrolase 53. The transcript is spliced from 18 exons. NCBI's taxonomy places the organism in Eukaryota, Metazoa, Chordata, Actinopteri, Cypriniformes, Cyprinidae. Bases 616 to 3573 code for a protein of 985 amino acids. Gene Ontology annotation, biological process: sensory perception of sound; protein deubiquitination; response to auditory stimulus. Gene Ontology annotation, cellular component: cell-cell junction. Gene Ontology annotation, molecular function: cysteine-type deubiquitinase activity. The record is from RefSeq and is a predicted model, not a curated record.